AUGUGGUGUCUGGAGCGGCUCUUGCGGGACCGAGAUGGGUUUCUCCCGGGGCGCGUCCGCCGCUCCAAAGCUCGCCCAUCCGCUGCGUGCGCAAACGUGCUCACUCCAGACCGCAUCCCAGAGUUCUUCAUCCCGCCGAGGCUGGAACCUAGCACAGCCUGGGCUGCACUGCGCGAAGCCUGGGCUGCAGACGCGGAGGUCGACGACGGCGCUGGCCGCACCGACUGGGACCCACGCUCCCAGGCUGCGCUCUCGCUGCCGCACCUGCCCCGCGCGCGCACCGCUUACGGCUUCUGCGCGCUGCUCGAGAGCCCGCACACGCGCCGGAAGGAGUCGCUCUUCCUCGGCCACCCAGGUGUCCCGGUCCGCCGGCCCGGGCUUCGCCACCGCACGCACACCUACGCGAGCCCCCGCCGAGUCCCGGACGCUCAGCGCCCUGCCCCGGGCGACCCAGACGCUGCCCGGGUCCCGACGCCCACUCCUGCUCCCAGCAGACGCCGCUUCCUACGCUCCCCCGGCAAGCUGCUGAGCCGCGCGCUGCGAGCCCCUCGACGUCCGGCCAGCGCGCGUCCCCCGUGCCGUGGCGACGAGCACGAGUGCACCGCCUCCUGCGCGCCCCCGGUCCCCAGCAGCCCGGAUCCCGAGCGCCUGCAAGCCGAGGCCAGCGUGGCUCUGGGCCGCGGGGGUUGCACGCUGCGCCUGGCGGCCGAGUACUGUCCGCGCAGCNCCUGCCUCCGCCUCCGCCUGCUGCGCGUUGAGGGCCCGGCCGCCGCGCUGGAGCCCCGCGCCCUGGGCUGCCGCCUCAGCCUGGUGCUGAGGCCGUCGGGCCAGCAGCGCGCCAGUGUGGUCCGCCGCAGCCGCAAGGCCGCCCUGGACCAGGACUGCUGCUUCGACCGGCUCCCGGAGGAGCAGCUGCGCCGCCUGGCCGUGCGCAUCAAGGCGGAGAGCAAGGGCCGCGGGCUGGAGCGCGGACGACCGCUGGGCCAGGGCGAGCUGCUGCUGGGCUCUCUGCUACUGCUAUGAGCGCGGCUUCCCUGAUGCUCUGGACAGUUAAGGUCGAGUGACCUUGAGAUGCACAGAGACUCU
Molecule: messenger RNA, 1086 nt
Organism: Mus caroli (Ryukyu mouse)
Lineage: Eukaryota; Metazoa; Chordata; Mammalia; Rodentia; Muridae
Gene: C2cd4a
Product: C2 calcium dependent domain containing 4A
Source: RefSeq, a predicted model, not a curated record